CUGUUGUACAAGGGGAUGCACAAUCUCUAUUUGGUUGCGGGAAAUAUGUUUUAUUUUCUAAAUUAAGAAAUGACCGAAAACUUUUAAUGUAUCCCGGGUUUCAGACUGUAUCAGCAGAGACUUUCAGCUGAGGAUGCCUUCACCGACAGAGCCGACGAUCACAUGUUUGAUCGGGAUGGUGUUAUGUCAUAUUUCCGACUGCUUUACAAACUAACGUUAGCAGGUAAACUUGAAAAAAUAAGCCGUGGCAGAAAGCUUCACCUUUAUCGCAACAUUUGACCGAAAAGACCCGAAAGCUUGUUUUCUGACUACUUUGAUCCGUGUUAAUUCGCUUAUGUGCUGUUUUUGCUUUUUGAUGUUGUAUUUGCUCUGUUCGGAUAAAUUGGAUUGGAUUAAAAAGCUAAAGGACCUUGUCGAGUUGGUGGCUUUGCAUUGGAAAUAAUGCUGAAUAUACCUAACUUGUGGACUGAAUACGAAAAGUCUCUUUAAUGCACAGAAAUAACUGUAUUUGCUUCAUGUUUACGCCGACGAAAGCAACCUGAGGAGUUUAUACUAAGUUUGAGUGCGAUCCGAUAAACCAGCUGUGGCUCGAGCUCACAUCUGUUCUUUAAAUUAGUGUAUCAAGCUGACACUAUUUCGUUUAAAAACUUCAACAAAAUGCGAUAGACACGGGAAAGCAGUCCGCUCAGUUAAAUUGGAUCGGGUAUUUUGGCGUGAGGCCUGCUGGUCGGGCUUUUGCCGGGUGAGAUUUGGGGGUAAGGCCGCGUCAGGUCGCGUUCAGGCCGGCCGCGAGUGACGCGCAGUCCCGGCGCCAGAGGACGAGCUAUGGAGAGGAUGGAGGUGGACCAGUGCGCAGGCGCAGGAGGAGCCCUCCGAAGGUCCAACAGCGCCCCCAUGAUCACGAACGUCAGUGAUGGGACGACAGUAUUCAGCUCUAAUAGUUCGACUCGGUAUCGUCGGAGCAGCGUUUCUGUGAACCCGAGCUGUCCCUCACGGACCCUUCCUCUGUCCCCAUUCUCGCUGUCUUGUGAGAGAUCCGAACACAAGAGACAGAUUGAGAAUAUGGAGCUCACUUUGAGAGGAAGUUUACAGAGACUAAGUGCCUCGCCUGCUGUUCCCUUCCCUCCUGCGAGUCAUUGGCAUGACCAUCUGUCUCCAGGAUUCCAUUCCCAGGACAGCGGUGUCACUCCUAAUUCCUCACCCAGUCCAACUCGGAGGUUUCGAGGAGGAUUUGUGAGCUCUGGCGUGAGAUGGCCAUCAGUUGCACCUUUGAAAAGGAAAGGUGGAGUGGAAUCGGACGGUCCGCCCAAAAAGCUCUUUGUCGCUGGAGUCACAGACCCUGCUCACAUAACCAGUUACACAGUCAGUGUUUCCCAGUCAGUGGACUCUUCCUCUGGGACUGCUCCUGUUGGUUCAAACACCCAGGCCACCCCCCUGUCCCUCUCCCCUCCGCCUCCCUUCACCUCUCACCACCCCAGCAUCUAAACCCCAGUAUUCAUCACAUCAUCACCUUGUAGAGCUUUGGAUGCAAGGUGUUGUAAAAUGAAGACCAAAUUUCAACCUAAUCUCAGUUCUGUCCCUUUUUGUUUUCCUGCCUUUAUUUUGGUGCUUUGAAUAGAGUAUUUCAGCUCAAUCACUUCUGAAGGAAAUUCGAACUAGUUGUUACUUUGAUUUCAAGAUGCAAUAUAAGAAGACAAAAUCUUCUGGAUGUAUCUGACAUGACAACAUGGAUGCUGCAGGCUAUCAUGUAAUUUGUGAAUAAUUAUGGAACUUCGGUGCCUACAGAAUAGUUUGCUGUAUAUAUGAAAUAGUAUCUGCAAUAACACAUUUGCAAUGAAAGUGUUCAGGUUAGACCCUUUCCUUAGUUUACAGACUCAAAAGAAAGACCAGUUUUGCUCCUUUUCGUUUUCCUCGAGUUGUGGCAAAACAUUUUUGUAUCUUGGUACAUCUUCAGCUUCCAUUAACGGGGUCCAACAGUGGCACAACGUCCAGAAUGCGUAGAAAAAAGGACUAAGGCAUAGAGAGUAUUAAAAUCAGUUGGCCAUAGAUGUCAACUUUUUGUAUAAAUGUGUAUAAAUAUGUGAAUAAUCGAAUAUUAUUUUGGUAGGUAUUAAUCUUGUGUUUCUAUCUUGCGUUUAUCCGAGUCUGUAUAUAUGUUUAUUUUUCCAUAUAGCUUUUAGCUUGGACUGAACUUUUUGAGUUUGAAAAAUAUUCUUUAAAUCAUUGGAAACAAUACCCAGUGCAUUUAGGCAACUCCCAUAUUUUGAUUCGCUUAUCGCUUACUUAAAGAAAUAGUUCACCCAAAAAUGUAUGUUUGCUGACAAUUUUCUCACCCUCA
Molecule: messenger RNA, 2338 nt
Organism: Sinocyclocheilus grahami
Lineage: Eukaryota; Metazoa; Chordata; Actinopteri; Cypriniformes; Cyprinidae
Product: protein FAM122A
Exons: 9
Coding region: 826-1485 (219 amino acids)
Molecular function (GO): protein serine/threonine phosphatase inhibitor activity
Source: RefSeq, a predicted model, not a curated record